UUGGAAACACUUCAUUGAAUUCUUUGUUAGAAUACUGAACACAUUUAAGUAGAAAACUAUUUAUAUUUUGUAAUAUCUAGAAAAUGUGUUUUGUGGUGGACUCUUGUAAAUUUUAUGCGGAUCGGUCUCCCAGACUCUUCGUGGCCAUAGCCCAUCCGUUUGCAAUCGCCAUAGUCAUUGGGUGCACCAUGUUUCUGGUUUUAACGGAAAUGCUAUUUGUGGUGCCCACCAUGUUCGGAGCUGAGAGCCUGGCCUACAAGAUCUACUGGAUGCUGGCCGUGUACAUAAGCUACAAUAUCUUUGCGAACCUUUUGGCCGUCUAUUGCACAGAUACUUCCGUGGAUGGUCUGACGCAGGAGCAGAGAUCUCCGAAGCCAGAAGAGGCGAGAUUGUGGCAUCGCUGUGACUUGUGCAAGAUGCUGGUCCCGCCCAGAUCCUGGCACUGCAAACUGUGCCGAUGCUGCAUUCUUAGGCGAGACCAUCACUGCAUCUUCACCGCCACCUGUGUCGGAUUGAAGAACCAAAGGUACUUCUUCUGGUUCAACUUCUACAUGACAUUGGGCACUGCCAUAGCAUUGGCAACUAAUUAUUUCUACCUUUUCACGGAGAACAACUCUUUAGCCUUCCUGCAAGUUAGGUUUACGUUGAAUAUAUUCAUGGCCAUUGAUUAUGGACUGGAUUGGGAUAACUGGAGCAUCUGGAUGGACUUGAUAGUCCUGAUUAAUGUUUUCGCUUUUGUGGCGCCAGUUAUAAUGUUGGGUUACCAAGUCGCGUUGAUUCUCGCAAAUGCUACUUUUCACAAAAGUUCCGAAAGUGUUUACAAUCUGGGCGUUUUGGAAAACAUAAGGAUAAUAUUGGGAAAACGAUGGUAUUGGACUUUUUUGUCUCCUGUCGUCCAAAGUCCUUUGCCAUUAGACGGAACCCGUUGGAAAACUAAGACCUUACCCACCAAACUCUUAUAAAUAAAAUUCUGCUAAUGCUUGUAUACUU
This is a messenger RNA of Drosophila ananassae, 990 nucleotides long. Its product is annotated as probable palmitoyltransferase ZDHHC24. Gene Ontology annotation, biological process: peptidyl-L-cysteine S-palmitoylation; protein targeting to membrane. Gene Ontology annotation, molecular function: protein-cysteine S-palmitoyltransferase activity. The coding region runs from base 84 to 962 and encodes 292 amino acids. Lineage: Eukaryota; Metazoa; Arthropoda; Insecta; Diptera; Drosophilidae. Gene Ontology annotation, cellular component: endoplasmic reticulum; Golgi apparatus. The transcript is spliced from 2 exons. The record is from RefSeq and is a predicted model, not a curated record.